Molecule: messenger RNA, 3990 nt
Organism: Klebsormidium nitens
Lineage: Eukaryota; Viridiplantae; Streptophyta; Klebsormidiophyceae; Klebsormidiales; Klebsormidiaceae
Source: the annotation of a GenBank genome assembly
AUGCCGCUUCUUUUUCCAGCCAGCCCCAGCAGCCGGUCGGCAGCUGCAAGCAACACUGCCUUCUCCCCUGCAUGGAAAGAGAAUGGAAAACGCAGCGCAGAAGAAGUGGAAGCUUUCAAAGUCAAGCUCAAUUCCGCCCUGCAUGAUCACCGGGAGUACACAGACUUACCGGUGGGCGAGUCGUCGCCGGGGCUGGAAGCUGCUUUGAAUGUUCUGUUGGGCUUGGCAACUGAAGGCCCAUCCAGGACAAUGGCGGCCAGUGUCGCUGCAAGGGAGGUCUUAGCGGCCGCACUCUAUGCGCGCGACUCCACCAUCGCAAGAUUGGCGAUCUCGCUUGUACCGUCGAUCUUGGGGAACGGAGACCUUAAGACCGGCGUACCAGCAGAGCUAGACGUUGUUGGCAGGCUGAUCGAGCUCCUCAAAACAGCGCCAGACCUCAAGGCUCAGGACACGUGCUGCGCGGCGCUAGCGAGCAUCGCAAAUGCUGUUGCCUUUGAGGAUACCACGGAAGCAGAACGUGUUGCGGAGGAAGCUCGGUUCUCAAUCCGACAGCGCAUCCUUCAGUCAAACGGCCUGGCGGUCCUCCUUCCGAUUCUCGCGCGAAAGAAGCAGAGCGAGAAGCAACGGUACCUGAAUGCGUGGGACCUGGAGAGCUGCCAGGCACAAGCGGCCAAUGUCCUGACCGCCCUCUUUGAAGCCUGGGAUGACGUCGGCUCGCCCGAGGCCGCUGACGUCAUCCUGAAAAGCCACGUCAUCCCCCGCCUCGUCGAGCUCACCCGCAGCUACCACGUCGAGGGCGACGCGCAGCGCGCUUCGCUCCGCUGCCUGGUCGCCCUCUGCGCGGCGGAUCCGCGCGCGCGCGCGCUCUCACGCCAGCACGGCGCCGAGAGCGACGCGAAGUGGGUGCUGACGCACCCCGCCGGGAGCGGGCCGGCCGCCCGGGAGAGUCAGCGUCUGGCCGGGGCGUUGAUCGCCUUACUAAAAGACGGCAGGGCCGGUAACGCUCCCAGCCAAAUGAGCCCGCCGCGUGUCGUUGACAACCCCAAGCGAUCCUUCGGCAGCGCCUCCAGUCUUGAGUCGCUGGACCUUGAGAGCGAAACGGUUGACAAUGACGAAGCAGCCAGUCCUUCGUCCCGGCCGCUGACCGAGCUGAGUGUCAAAGAACUGAAGGACCUGCUAAGCGGAGCGGGGAUCAGCUGCAAGGGAUGCGUAGAGAGGGCCGAUCUAAUUGCCUUGGCGAGCAAGUACGGUCUUGUCAGCGCUCCCUCUAGUCCUUCGGCCUCGGUUAGAGAGACCGGGGCGAAGAACCCGGGCCGUUCUAAGAGUCCUGCCGGCUCGGUGAAAGAGGCCGGCGCGAAGAGAUCGGGCGGGCGGUCAGUCGCUGGGGCGCAGCCGGAGGGAUUGAGUGAAGACAUUGCGGGGAAUGUGGGGGACUGCUUGGCCGCGCUCAUUCAGUCGCUACUCCGAGACGGUGACGCGCAAGCUGACGCCGUGGCGAUGGGCGCGCUUGGACGGCUCUCGAAACUGGGCAUGAUGCUCAGAGACGGCAGCGCGACGCCGAUGGCGGCCGCCUUCGCGGUGCCCAUGACGACAUCGUCCCUGUCCUCAGCCAUUCGCGAUUGCGCGCUCGCGCAGCUCCUCCGCCACGCGGCGCCCGAGGCGCGCGAGGCCGCCGCGCACUCCGGGCUGCUGCAAGCCGCGUGCCUCGCGCUGCGGUCAGAGGACGAGUGCGCGUGGGCGCCCGCGACGGAGAUGCUGGCCGUCUUUACGGAGGAUCCUUCGCUAGGUUACCUGGUAAAUGAGCACGGAGCCGUUCCUCCGGCCAUCCGAAGCCUGCUUACUUUUGACCGGGACGCCGCCCGAUCAGGAAGCAUCAGUCCUUUGGUGGCUUCCAGCGUGAAGUUACUAGCAAACCUUCUAGAAGAGAACCGGGAUGAGUUCUCGGGUGAGGAUGCAGGGGCGGAGCGCGUGAAGCGGCAGCGCAUAGCGGCGCUGAUCGUGAAACAGGACUGUCUCCCGAUUGUUUUGGAAGUCUUGGCGACCGCAGCCGGAGACAAGGUGCCCAAAGGGUCGCCCCAAAGGAGCGUCGCCGCCGACGCGAUGCGCCUGCUGCAUAGUCUGCAGAAACAGGAGGCUUUGCGGACAAAGGUGACUAGUUUGCUGGAGACUGGCCUCGGGCAGAUCCUCGCGGGUUUCGUCGAGAGCCGCGCGCCGGCGACCGCGGAGGCGGCCGCGGCGUGCCGCCUGCUCGCGGACCUGGCGCCGGUGCCAGGGUUCUGCGAGGGUUUCGGGGACGAAUUGCCAGAAUUGGUCGGAAGAAUAGCGUCGCGGAUAGAAAAAGAUGGCACGAAGGAAGAAAAGGGCGGAAGUGAUUCGACGCUUGUGAGCCCGGCGCGCCGCGCGCUGGUCCGCCUGGUUCGCCACCUUAAACCCUUAAAGCUCGACUUCUGGGCGUCGGAGUUCACGUGGCGCGCGGUGUGCGCAACCGUCGCCGAAUCGCCGAGCGACACGUGUCAGGAGGCGGUUGCAGCGGCCGAGCACUUGAUCGCCCACAAAAUGGUGACGAUAGACCAGCUUUCAAAGACCUUUUGGCCCGCGCUGAUUCAGCGGAUCAGCGCGGCCGCGGCGCGCCCCGACGAGGCCGCACUUCUGAACAAGCUCCUGCUCUUCGUCGCAAAGUCCCUGAGCCCGGGUCACGCCGGACCGGAACCAAGAGCAGAACCGGAAACAAAAGGAACGAAGGCGAACGGAACGAUCGCGGAAACAGGCCACAAGCUCCGCCUGACGUCAGGGUCAGUAGGCGGAGGAGGAAGUGAGAAGAGUUUGGUACUGGGCACACCGGUUGAGAGGAAGAAUGGGCGGAACGACGGCGGGCGGAUUCCGCUGGAAGGAAACGGAUCACAUUUGCUGCUAGAAGGUGGGGCUUAUGACGGGAGCGACGAAGAGGACGAAGCGUCGUCUACAAGCGAAAUAGCGGUGUACUUUGGCGGCGACCUUUCACCGUACUCGGCCAGCGAGCGGUCGCCCACUUCCGGUGGGGAGUUGUCGCCUUACUCUUAUCAAGACGGACGUACGGCUUCGUCGAGCAGCGACAGAGCGUUGUUCGCACCGCAGAAGAUGGCACGCGUUGUGAAUUCGAAGGCGUUGGCAGAACCGGAACCGAAAGAAUCGAUCCCUACCAAGAAAGCGGAAAGUGAACGGAGCGCAGCGGAAUCAGCGAAAGGAAACGGAAUUCCGGCUGUUUUGGGGACGACUGAACGGGACGGAAUGGCGGGAGAUGGGGAGAGUGUUUUGGGAGGGUUUGUGCGCGCGCGCGCCAGCUGGAAGCUGAGCAAAGAUGAGCGCGAGCGGCUGAUGAUUGGGCUGCUGAGCGCGGGCCUUUCCGCUGCGGUCGUUCCGCUCUUCGCGACUCCAGCGGCGCUUCCGGCGCUCAGUGUUGUGGGGUCGCUUGGAGCGGACCUCAAGGGAAUGGACAAGGUGACGGGCCUCCUUCUGCGCGACAAGCUGCUCAUUCCGGUGCUCGCGCGGCUUGUGACGCUGGCGGAAGCGGAACAGGAGGUGCUGCUGCUUGCGCGCCUCGCGCUGAAGCAGCUCUACUUUGCCAACCCGCUGUGCGCAGAGACGGGCGACCAUCCGGGCCAAGCGCGGCUCGGCGUCUCCACCAAGCCGGGGGCUCCCCCCGACUACUUCGCCUACAGCCACCACUCUGGGUGCAUCGUCGUGGCGCCCGAGAUGGGCGACCGCGCCAUGGCGGCUCUCCGGGAAGUGGUCGCCGCAAAGCGCGUGGAAGGCACCAGUUUGUCGCCGAAAAAGCAGUUGACGCGCCCUCCAGGGGCCUCGUCGGGCGGCAACUGUGGUUGGUGUGGAGCAGAAAUUGCGGUCUGCGUGCGGUGCACCCACUGCCAUGUAGGGCCCAAAUACUGCAGCGACGUGUGCAGGCAUAGCGCCUGGCCAACCCACAAAGAAGACUGUCCAAAAUGCGUCAAGUAG